GGGGAUGGAGGACAGGAAGAGGGGGAGCCAGCUCUGGGAGGAGGAGGGGGAAAAGGAGUCUGGUGGCAGCGACUCUCUUGCUUCACCCUCACUGCCGGCCUUCCCAGCUCCAGGCACGAUGCUCCGCGCAGGGCCCCCCAGCCACACCCUCCUCCGCCUCCCCCUACUGCCGCCGCCGCCGCUGCUGCUGCUGCUGGUGCAGGCCGUGGGGAGGGGGCUGGGCCGCGCCAGCCCGGCCGGGGCCCCCCUGGAAGAUGUGGUUAUAGAGAGGUACCACAUCCCCAGGGCCUGUCCCCGGGAGGUGCAGAUGGGGGAUUUUGUCCGCUACCACUACAACGGCACUUUCGAGGAUGGCAAGAAGUUUGACUCGAGCUAUGAUCGCCACACCUUGGUGGCUAUCGUGGUGGGCGUGGGGCGCCUCAUCACUGGCAUGGACCGAGGCCUCAUGGGCAUGUGUGUCAACGAGCGGCGACGCCUUGUUGUGCCUCCGCACCUGGGCUAUGGCAGCAUCGGCGUGGCGGGGCUCAUUCCCCCGGACGCCACCCUCUACUUUGACGUGGUCCUGCUGGAUGUGUGGAACAAGGCGGACACCGUGCAGGUGAGCACCUUGCUGCGCCCACCCCACUGCCCCCGCAUGGUCCAGGACAGUGACUUUGUCCGCUACCACUACAACGGCACGCUGCUGGAUGGCACAGCCUUUGACAACAGCUACAGUAAGGGCGGCACUUAUGACACCUACGUGGGCUCUGGAUGGCUGAUUAAGGGCAUGGACCAGGGGCUGCUGGGCAUGUGUCCAGGAGAGAGAAGGAAGAUCAUCAUCCCUCCAUUCCUGGCCUAUGGCGAGAAAGGCUAUGGGACUGUGAUCCCCUCGCAGGCCUCCCUGGUCUUCCAUGUCCUACUGAUUGAUGUCCACAACCCAAAGGACACCAUCCAGCUGGAGACGCUGGAGCUGCCGCCUGGCUGCGUCCGGAGAGCCGUAGCCGGGGACUUCAUGCGUUACCACUACAACGGCUCCCUGAUGGAUGGCACCCUCUUUGAUUCCAGCUACUCCCGCAACCACACCUACAAUACCUAUGUGGGGCAGGGUUACAUCAUCCCCGGGAUGGACCAGGGGCUACAGGGCUCGUGCAUGGGGGAGCGCCGGAGGAUCACCAUCCCCCCCCACCUCGCCUACGGGGAGAACGGGACUGGAGACAAGAUCCCUGGCUCCGCUGUGCUGAUCUUUGAUGUCCACGUCAUCGACUUCCACAACCCUGCGGAUCCAGUGGAAAUCAAGACACUGUCCCGGCCCGCCGAGACUUGCAACGAGACGGCCAAGCCUGGGGACUUUGUUCGCUACCACUAUAACUGCUCUCUGCUGGAUGGCACCAGGCUCUUCUCCUCCCAUGACUAUGGGGCCCCUCAGGAGGCGACUCUGGGGGCCAACAAGGUGAUCCAAGGCCUGGACAUUGGCCUGCAGGACAUGUGUGUUGGGGAGAGGCGGCAAAUCGUGGUCCCCCCACACCUGGCACACGGAGAGAGCGGAGCCCGGGGGGUCCCUGGCAGUGCGGUGCUGCUGUUUGAGGUGGAGUUGGUGUCCCGAGAGGAUGGGCUGCCCACAGGCUACCUGUUUGUGUGGCACGAGGACCCUCCUGCCAACUUGUUUGAAGACUUGGACCUCAACAAGGAUGGCGAGGUCCCCCUGGAGGAGUUCUCCACCUUCAUCAAGGCUCAAGUCAGUGAAGGCAAAGGACGUCUCCUGCCUGGCCAGGACCCUGAGAAAACCAUAGGAGACAUGUUCCAGAAUCAGGACCGCAACCAGGACGGCAAGAUCACGGGGGAGGAGCUCAAGCUGAAGUCGGAUGAAGAUGGGGAGCGGGUCCAUGAGGAGCUCUGAAGGCCAGAGGCCUGGACCCCAAGGCAAAGGCGCAUGUCUGUGGGGACAGUCACCCUCUCCCCUGCUGGGAUGAGGUCUGGAAGCCUCUAAAAAGUGGCCAGAGGGAACAGCUCUGGUCUUCCCACUGCCUGAGAGUAAAAUCACAGCACAGACCUCCAUUUGAUUUUUCUCUUUCAACCCCAAACCCCUUCCUUAAAAGUUUUGCAAUUAUAAGGUCAGUCUGGGGAUGCGUGGCGUCUGCGGGUUGGCUGGGAUCAUCACCGGCCCCUCACCCAGACCUUCACUCCAUGGCAGCAGACACUGAGCAGGGCCAAGCUCAUCAUUUCUUAAUUUCCCCAAACUCCCCCAAACUCCCCCUUUGUCUGUACUUUCCCCAACCAUCUCCACCCACCCCCUGCCUCCAGCCCCCAGUCCUCUGCCAGCUCUCCAGGAGCACGCUCUCCUCCCUUGGCUCUGACUGGUUCCUAGGGAAGGGGGUGGUUUCAGGAGGGCAGCCCUACCUCACCUGUCCUGGUCCCUUCACCUGUCACAUUCCUCCUCCACCUGUUCCUUCCCCCCAAGGGACAAAGAGAAGAGGGGCUCAUUGGGGGCUGAGGGUGAGAGGGGGUGGGCAGAGCUCUGCACACUCAAAAAGAUUAAACUGGCAUCAGACCCCUUUCUCCUUUGUGCCAAAUAAAAGACUAAACUAAAGCCUUCAGGACAUGGUCUUUCUGUGUGGGGUGGCCCUUAGACCCAAACAUCAGGGAGACAGGGAACCAAGCAGGCUGUCUCCGUGGCUGGUCAGCUUCCGACCCUGUGUCCCUGGGUCUCGGCCUCCUGCCUCCCUGAGGCCCCCUGGGGCAUCACCAUGGAGGGAGGGUGGGGAAGGGGCGUCCACAGAGGACAGGGCCUGUGGGGGAGGU
Messenger RNA from Camelus dromedarius (Arabian camel), 2778 nucleotides. It is a transcript of the gene FKBP10, whose product is annotated as FKBP prolyl isomerase 10. The record is from RefSeq and is a predicted model, not a curated record. Gene Ontology annotation, cellular component: endoplasmic reticulum. NCBI's taxonomy places the organism in Eukaryota, Metazoa, Chordata, Mammalia, Artiodactyla, Camelidae. The transcript has 10 exons. Gene Ontology annotation, molecular function: calcium ion binding; peptidyl-prolyl cis-trans isomerase activity. The coding region runs from base 5 to 1876 and encodes 623 amino acids.